CGCACCAUAGCUUUUAAAAUGCUAAUGAUUCUGGGAUGACAUCAUUAGAUGCUUACAAAAUUGUUUUAAGUGCAUGAUAUUUUUAUAAAAGAGUGUUUCAAUUACACCAGAAACCUAUCUAGAGUUCACAAAUUUUAAGAGCUUCUUCAAUGUCCAUAAUGUUCCAGCUACCGUCUUUUACUUCAAUCUUUACCUGUUUCUUCUUCCUUCUGGCACUGGUGGCAUAUUGGAAGAGAAAUAAAGCCCGAAGUGCCAUCCUGAAGUCACCACCAGGGCCGUGGAAGCUUCCUCUUAUAGGGAACUUGCAUCAAUUAAUUACCUCAGGAUCAUUACCUCAUUCUUCCUUGAGAGAUUUAGCAAAGAAGCAUGGACCUGUUAUGCAGCUACAGUUGGGUGAGGUAUCGGCUGUGAUCAUUUCAUCACCAGAAGCAGCUAGACAGGUAUUGAAAACACAUGAACUUUGUUUUGCGCAAAGGCCUGACUUUUAUGUGAGUGAAUUUCUCUCAUAUGAUUAUUCAGGCAUUCUUGCCUCUCCCUAUGGCGAUUGCUGGAGACAAAUGAGAAAAAUUUGUGUAUUGGAACUUCUAACUGCUCAGCGAGUUCACUCAUUUAGAUCAGUAAGAGAAGAAGAGGUAUGGAAUCUUAUUGAAACUCUUUCUUCGUCCAACGGGCUUCCCGUCAAUCUCAGCAAGAAUUUAUUCGCCAUGACAAAUACUGUAAUUUCUAGAGUAGCAUUUGGAGAAAAGUGCAAAGGUCAAGAUGAGUUCAUAUCUCUGGUUAAGGAGAUAAUGGUGCUUAGUUCAGGUUUUAAUGUGCCAGAUUUGUACCCUUCACUUAAAUUUGUUGCUUCAAUCAAUGGGAUGAAGACUACCUUGAAGAGACUAUACCAAAAGAGGGACAACAUUCUUCAGGAUAUCAUUGAUGAUCAUAAGAUGAACAUGAUAACCGCUAGCACCGCCAAUGACUCCUCAUGCAAGGAAGAUCUUGUUGAUGUUCUCCUAAAACUUCAGAAGUCGAGUGACCUCAAAAUUGAGAUCACAACCAAGCACAUCAAAGCUGUCACUUCGGAAAUCUACCUUGCAGGGGGUGAGACUGCAGCAACAACCUUAGAAUGGGCAAUGUCAGAGUUGCUUAGAAAUCCAAAGGUAAUUGAGAAGGCACAAGCUGAAGUGCGCAAGGUCCUAGAAGGAAAGAGGAAAAUUGAAUAUACAGACAUUCAGAAGUUAGAUUAUGUGAAAUUAGUUGUUAAAGAAACUUUACGAUUACAUCCUCCUGCAACCUUAAUCCCAAGGGGAUGUAGGGAGAGAUGUGAAAUCAAUGGAUAUGACAUACCUACUAAAACCAAAGUUAUUGUCAAUGUGUGGGCUUUAGGGAGAGAUCCAGAUUAUUGGGUUAAUGCCGAUUGCUUUCAGCCAGAGAGGUUCCAUGGUUCUUCUGUUGAUUUUAAAGGGAAUGACUUUGAAUUCCUUCCAUUUGGGGCUGGAAGAAGGAUGUGUCCAGGCAUAACAUUUGGUAUUGCAAUUAUUGAACUUGCACUUGCUCAAUUGCUAUAUCACUUUGACUGGAAACUACCAAAUGAAGUCAAACCAGAAGAACUUGACAUGACUGAGAAUUUUGGAUCAACCUGUAGGAGAAAGAAUGAUUUGUAUUUAAAUGUUACUCCUCGUAUUCCCUUUCUUAUGGAGACAUGUAGUCAAUAGGAUGUACAUCUAAAGGUAUCUGACAUGGUACCUAGUUUUAAGUGUCUGUUUGACAUUAAUGGAGUAUGUUUAGUUUGGGUGGUAUGGCAAAUAAACAAAUUUUAAGAGAAUAAAGAAGAUAAACUUCUAUCUUCAUUUGAA
This is a messenger RNA of Quercus lobata, 1841 nucleotides long. RefSeq names its product premnaspirodiene oxygenase-like. Lineage: Eukaryota; Viridiplantae; Streptophyta; Magnoliopsida; Fagales; Fagaceae. Bases 150 to 1700 code for a protein of 516 amino acids. Gene Ontology annotation, molecular function: oxidoreductase activity, acting on paired donors, with incorporation or reduction of molecular oxygen; monooxygenase activity; heme binding. The record is from RefSeq and is a predicted model, not a curated record. The transcript is spliced from 2 exons.